This is a messenger RNA of Malassezia japonica, 543 nucleotides long. Its product is annotated as protein-tyrosine-phosphatase. NCBI's taxonomy places the organism in Eukaryota, Fungi, Basidiomycota, Malasseziomycetes, Malasseziales, Malasseziaceae. Gene Ontology annotation, cellular component: cytoplasm. The record is from RefSeq and is a predicted model, not a curated record. Bases 1 to 543 code for a protein of 180 amino acids. Gene Ontology annotation, molecular function: phosphatase activity. The transcript has 2 exons. Gene Ontology annotation, biological process: protein dephosphorylation.
AUGCCCGACGCCGGGGCGCGGGGGAUGUGGGUGAGCCGCGCGAGCGCGUCGAAAGAGAUUGUGGUGCCCCCGCUGAACUUUGACAUGGUUGCGCCGGGCGUGUACCGUAGCGGGCACCCGAAUGAGCGCAACUUUCGAUUUUUGCAGCGCCUCAAUUUGCGCAGCAUCGUAUACCUGGCCAACGACGACUACCGCGAGAAUGUGCGCGAGUGGGCGGCCGCUGAGCACCUCAACGUCUUUCACCACCGCGUAAAUAUGAACAAGGAGCCGUUCACAGAGAUGGACGAGGCUGAAGUCGCGCUCGCGCUCGAGCAUGUGCUCGACAAGCGCAACCACCCCGUGCUGAUCCACUGCAACAAGGGCAAGUACCGCGUGGGGUGCCUCGUGGGGUGCCUGCGGCGCCUGCAGGGAUGGAGCCACAUUAGCAUCCUGGAGGAGUACGCGCGCUUUGCGGGUGACAAGAUCGCCGACGAGGAGUUUAUCGAGAUGUUUGACCUCGCGCGGGUGCAGCUCGACCCCGAGCACAAGCCGGGGUGGCUGUAG